UUGAAAUAGAUUAUGUUCCGAAAAUCGAUGUUAUUAUGAUAUAAAUGCUCUGAUUAAUUAACACAAUAUGCACUUGUUUGCAAACAUGCGGACACACAUCGCUUUACUUGCUCUAAGCAUCUCCGCUGUAGUAGCGGUACCAGCUAACCCACAAAGGAUCGUAGGCGGGAGUGUUACAUCCAUCGCGCAGUAUCCGAGCAUUGUCGCGUUAUUAUUCAGUUCCAAUUUAAGCACGUGGCGACAAAUCUGUGGAGGCACUAUUAUUAACAAUCGCAACAUUGUGACUGCUGCACACUGUAUCCACGGCGAUCCUGUGAACAGAUGGCGUGUUAGAUCGGCUUCUGCCUCCGCCAAUAGUGGUGGAAGAGUGACAAACUCCCAAAGGUUCAUUAUACACGGCAGCUAUAAUAGUAGGACGUAUAACAAUGAUAUUGCUAUCAUACGCCUCGCUAACAACAUUGCAUUCGGUCCCAAUGCUCAACCAGUAGCAUAUGCUGGUGCAAAUAUUAACAUACGUGACAACCAGGCAGUCUGGGCUGCUGGAUGGGGUCGGGUUUCUAGCGGUGGUGCAUUUUCUGAGCAAUUACGGCACGUUCAGAUCUGGACAGUGAACCAGGCCACCUGCAGAAAUCGGUACUCCAGCAUUAGUCGUACCGUAACUGACAACAUGCUGUGCGCUGGACGGAUUGACGUCGGCGGCCGCGACCAGUGCCAGGGUGACUCCGGAGGUCCCCUCUACAUGAAUCGUGUACUUGUCGGAAUCUGUUCUUGGGGGGAGGGUUGCGGCUUGGCUCGCUACCCUGGCGUUAACACUCGCGUAUCCCGAUACUCUACCUGGAUCCGCAAUAACACAUAAUUCGUCUAAAAUAAUGUUUUAGGUUUAAUAAAUUAUAAUUAUUUAUUACGAUAUA
Manduca sexta (tobacco hornworm) is the source of this 911-nucleotide messenger RNA. Its product is annotated as trypsin, alkaline C-like. The transcript is spliced from 4 exons. NCBI's taxonomy places the organism in Eukaryota, Metazoa, Arthropoda, Insecta, Lepidoptera, Sphingidae. The record is from RefSeq and is a predicted model, not a curated record. Gene Ontology annotation, biological process: proteolysis. The coding region runs from base 68 to 856 and encodes 262 amino acids. Gene Ontology annotation, molecular function: serine-type endopeptidase activity.